This is a messenger RNA of Microthlaspi erraticum, 1701 nucleotides long. NCBI's taxonomy places the organism in Eukaryota, Viridiplantae, Streptophyta, Magnoliopsida, Brassicales, Brassicaceae. The record is from the annotation of a GenBank genome assembly.
AUGGCUCGAAGAUUUACCUACUCAGAAAAAGGCAAAGGGAUAGCUGAACCUGAACCCACAAAUCCGGGCGUUUGUAUACGAGCUCCUCGUCUUGAUACCUCGGAGUUAGUCAGGAAAAACGCCCUUACGCUCAUAGGACGCCUUACCAACCCACGAGAACAGCGCCUCCGGAGCAUGUUACCCUAUUUUUCAAACAAAUGGGAACUCAGGGGCCUAGCUAGGGGCUCGGAAUUGGGAAACAGAUGCUUCCAAUUCCGUUUCGACUAUGAAGACGACCUGAAGAAAGUCCUAGACAACAGACCUUACCAGUACUCGAGGUGGAUGGAGAUUGGAGAGCUCAUCUCCUUCGAAAUCACGGAAGAAGCAGCAAAAAUAAAGGUGGAGAUUGAUGGUCUUAAACCACUGACCAAGGAAGCAACAGUGGAUUUCGAAGAUGGAAGUGAGGCCCAGGUGACUUUGGACUACCACAAACUUGAUAAACACUGUUCACAUUGCUUCAAGCUAACGCACGAAGUAGAGCAAUGCCCAACAGCACCACGACGCCACCACCCCAGAAACCCGGAGAGAAUCCCAACUAAUGAACAAGCCAACCACCUAAAACCCCCUUACUUCACUACUCCAAACCCUAGAUCCCCCACCCUUAACCGACGAAGAGAGGAAGAUAGCAACGGAGAGUUUACCUCGAGGAAACUAGGAAGAGAAGAUAUCAUCCCGGACCACCACGCCAGACGAGGGAACAGAAAAUCUCCACCGCUAUCAUCUGCAAGAAGACCUUACCCCCCUCCAAACUCAACCCGGACUCGCGAAGUGGCCAGAUCUUACCAAUCCCAUUCAGUACGAUCUCCUCCGUUCUGGCAAAGGAACCAAACUCACUAUCCGAGAAGACAAUCCCCCAACCAAAUCUGGCAGGAAAAAUCAAACCAGCGAGGUGAGAACUCAGAGGACAACUUUGCAGCACAACCACGCCACCGAACCCCGAUAAGUCGGAACCUUGACAGGAACGACUUCCCCAUAACCCCAGUGAGGAACCAAACGGAAGAGGAGAUCCUGCAUGAUCUACAAGAAGUGGAUGUUAGGUACGUAAACUGCGGGGAUCCAAUCGAAAGUGCAGCGAGGAGACAGAGAGUCCUAGAGAGUGAGGUUUUUGGAAUGAGGGAAGAAACAGCGGCAUACCUGUACAAUGCGCCAUCUAACCAACCCCACCAAUCACAAAACCCCUCUGAGAGUCCACCAACUGAUCCCCUUCAAAACCUCACAUCUACCAGGAGACAACUGGAAUCCCAAGAGAUACCGGCGACUCUACCUGAGGAACCAGAACGAGAACUAAUCCUCGGGCAUCAGAAGAAACGCAGAGGAAGACCACCAACCAAGGCAACCACCUCCAAGAGAAACCAGCAAACCUCUUCAGCGGGACCUAGCAAAAGAAAAACAAAAACCCAGAUGAAAUCCCCCCUCCUACGAAUCUCCCCGUUUUCGAGAGUUAUUCAUAACAUAAGCACCCUCCAACUCCAAAUUCAAACUCAAAACCAAGCAAGAGGAGAGGUAACUGACCACCCUAACCAACGACAACAAAGGGUGGAAGGAAGAAAUGGAGGAGAGCAAAGCCGGCUUUCAGAAGGACUUCCACCGCGAGCAAGAAACGUCCCGGUAAAACUAAAGGAUGGAGCGGAUUUUCACGAUCCGCAAAAUCCUCUUCCUUAG